GCGAUCUACACGCGCUCCACACUAGCAGAACAGACGACUCCCUCCUCCUUGGCCUUCCUUGACGAAGUGUCCAAAGCAGGAAAUGUCAGUUUCGUCGAUGACGACCUUGACCGCUACGAGAUUGGAGGCGACUUGAUCUGGCUGCAGCCGGAGGAUGACAGCGAAGUGCGACACUACCAGAUCUACUUAGCCGAGGACAGCUCUGGGAGCAAUCGCUCAUUGCUGGGCAAUGUAAGCCAGGGUGUGCACGUAUUCGCUGUGCCGCCCAAUACGGCCUUGAUGUCCUUUACACACCUCACUGUCUUUGCUCAGUCCAUUCUGUCGGAGCAGACCACGCCGAGUUCAGUCCUCAUCGUGGACACCAUUGCAAGCGUUGCCAACCUCCGCCUCAUCGACCUGGAUUUG
Symbiodinium necroappetens is the source of this 405-nucleotide messenger RNA. The record is from the annotation of a GenBank genome assembly. NCBI's taxonomy places the organism in Eukaryota, Dinophyceae, Suessiales, Symbiodiniaceae.